AUGGUCUGCACCAUAGUAUUGGUGUCACAUACCGCGAGUCAGUUUGCUCUUAUUAUCAUAGAUGUUCAAGAAUGUUUUCUAUCAGGAGGUAGUUUAGCUGUUACUGAUGGAAACCAAGUAAUUCCUGUUAUAAAGAGAAUUCGAGAUCUGUACAAAGAUGAAUUCAACAUGGUAGUUUUCACCCAAGACUGGCAUUGUGAAAACCAUGUUUCGUUUGCAUCCCAAUUUUCAAAAAAAGAACCAUAUGAUACACAAAUCACGCAGACUCUAUGGCCUGAUCAUUGUAUUAAGGACGUUAGUAGUGGACCAACAUCCUCUAAGAUAUCAGAGAAGCUGAAACCCUUCCCAAACAUUGUUAAAAAGGGACAGCAUUGUCAGAUUGAUGCAUAUUCUGCGUUUAAUGAUAAUGGUAACAUUACUCAAACUGAAUUAAAUGAACUGUUGAGAAAGAAUAACAUAACUACGGUAUUUAUAACUGGUUUAGCCUUGGAUUAUUGUGUUUAUUAUACAGCUUUAGAUGCUGUCCAAUUAGGCUAUACAACUUAUAUCAUUAGGGAUGCUUCGCGAGGAGUCGCUAAAGACACAACAAAAGAUGCUGUGAAAUCCAUAAGAUCAAUCGGUUCAGCAGGACAUGGUAUGUCAAAAUAA
Molecule: messenger RNA, 648 nt
Organism: Lottia gigantea (owl limpet)
Lineage: Eukaryota; Metazoa; Mollusca; Gastropoda; Lottiidae
Exons: 4
Coding region: 1-648 (215 amino acids)
Source: RefSeq, a predicted model, not a curated record